Molecule: messenger RNA, 1346 nt
Organism: Episyrphus balteatus (marmalade hoverfly)
Lineage: Eukaryota; Metazoa; Arthropoda; Insecta; Diptera; Syrphidae
Product: 3-hydroxyisobutyryl-CoA hydrolase, mitochondrial-like
Exons: 3
Coding region: 225-1346 (373 amino acids)
Biological process (GO): L-valine catabolic process
Cellular component (GO): mitochondrion
Molecular function (GO): 3-hydroxyisobutyryl-CoA hydrolase activity
Source: RefSeq, a predicted model, not a curated record
CAUGACUGUGCCGUCUGGCUGAUUUAAUGAAUUAAAAGUGUAGAUAAUUUUUUUUUGUCCAUACUGUAUGGGUGCUGUAUCACGUUGUGAAACAGCUGGUAGGCCAAAAGACAGGAAAAACAAAUUUAGUUUUUGAAGUGUAAACAAAACUACAAUCAAUAUUGAUACCAAUAUUAUUAUUUUUUUUUAAUUUCAUAAUCAUUCUUCAGGACAAAUGCUGUGCAAUGCUAUUCAAAAGAAUCCGGAAUGUUUUCCCAGCUGCCAUUCGCAAUCAAAGCAUAUUGACUUGUUUCCGGACUACUUCAACUUUCUCUACAGAUGAUUCCGUAUUAGUAAAUGAGAAUCAGUAUAAUGCAACAAUUGUACUAAAUCGACCUAAAAUCCUAAAUGCUUUGAAUUUGGAAAUGAUUAGAAAAAUCACUGAACCUUUAAAGAGAUUUGAAAAUACCAAAUCAUUUGUAAUCAUUAAAGGAGCUGGAGAAAGAAGUUUUUGUGUUGGUGGCGAUGUGCCUGAUCUUAUUAAAAAUGAUGUUGAAAAAUCUAGAACUGUUUUUAGAGAAGUAUACACUUUACUAUCGUUCAUAUCAAAAAGUAAGAUACCCAAUAUUGCUAUAAUUGAUGGAAUGACAAUGGGAGGAGGUCUUGGCGUUGCUGUACAUGGAAAGUAUCGUGUCGCAACCGAACGUACAAUGAUGGCAAUGCCUGAAGCUGCUAUUGGUCUAUUCCCAGAUGUUGGUAGUUCGUAUUUUCUCAAUCGGUUAAAUGGUAAACUUGGACUAUAUCUGGGAAUGACCGGUACUAGGCUGUUAGCCGAAGAUGUUGCUAGAGUCGGAUUGGCUACACAUUAUUGUGAAAGUAGUCAGAUAGAUAAUGUGGAGGCUGAGUUGGUGAAAGCUACUAAUGUAAAUGAAGUAGAUAAAAUCUUAAAUAGUUUUUCAUUUAAAGUACCCCACGAAGCUGGUAUACAUUUGUUAAUGAAUAAAGUCAAUAUGUGCUUUAAUGCGACGACAGUGGAAGAGAUUUUCAAAAAUCUAGAGAAAGAUGGUAGUGAAUGGGCUGUUAAAACUCUCAGUACUCUUAAAGGAAAAAGUCCACUUUCUUUAAAAAUGACUCUCAAACAAUUUCAACUGGGAGCGAAUAAGCCAUUAGAUGAUUGUUUAAGAAUGGAAUAUCGUUUGGCAUUCCGGCGUUUGAAUGACUUUGAUUUUCGCGAAGGAGUUCGCGCUCUUCUAAUAGAUAAGGACAAUAAACCUCAGUGGAAUCCACCAACUCUUGAUGCUGUUGCUGAUGAUCAGGUGCUUAAAUAUUUCGACAAAUUGGCGGAGAGCGAUGAGUUAAAGAUUUGA